AUGGACCAUGCACCAUGUCAUAAUCCCGACGUUGAAUAUUCCAACAUAUUUGUUAAAUUCUUUCCUCCAAACACAACAUCGAAGCUACAACCACUUGACCAAGGUCAACAUCUUGUGAAGCAUGUAAUAUCACGUUGUGCCCUUGCUACAUCACCAGAUGACAUUAUUAUUACUGCUCUUGAUGCCGUAACUUGGACAAAAAAUGCUUGGGAAAGUGUCACUCAAUUAACAAUCCGCAACACAUUUCGUAUGGCAGGCUUCGUUCAUCCAAAUACUCAAGAUACUAUUAGUGGUACAAUCGACAAUGAAAAUGAUACAAAUGAAGAAACUAUUAUUGAUGAUAUUACAACAGCAUUAAAAGAUCUUGAUACUCUUCUUGCUCAUAUUCAUACUGAUGGACAAAGUCUUUCAGCAAGUGAAUUCGUCGAAAUGGACUUAGAUACACCAACUUUCAAUGAAUGGAAUGAAUCUGACAAUGAUGUAAUCAUCGUCGAUGAAGAAUAUGUCAAUAAAAAACAUAAUAAUAAUGAUCAGGAUGAUGAUAUACUAACUGAAGCACCACCAAAACUCAUCGAUGCAAUGGAAAUGGCUAAAAAGUUACACCUUCUGGCUUCUACUCAAUAUCCAGAAUUACAUUCACUUAUUUCUCAAUUAGAUUCACAACUGACUCAACUCUUUAUCGAUUCCAAAGGUGCGAAACAAACUAAGAUUGAUGAUUUCUUUUGUAAAAAUUAA
Messenger RNA from Rotaria sordida, 735 nucleotides. The record is from the annotation of a GenBank genome assembly. Lineage: Eukaryota; Metazoa; Rotifera; Eurotatoria; Philodinida; Philodinidae.